AUGAACAAUUCGGGGCCACGCCCAAAAUUUUGCGGGGCGUCAGCCGCGGGCCCAACUCCGAACCGUUCCGAUUUUCGAACCCGAACUGACCCUCGCGACCGACAGACACAAAAGCGUAUUGCGCUACGGGCAGCGGCCGCCUUGGCUGGCAUCGGCGGUCCUCAGUCGGAGUCGCGAUUUUUGGGAGUUGGAGCUGAAGCAUAUAUGGAGAUCAAAGCAGCUUAUCGAAGAUUGUCAAAGGAAUACCACAGACUGCCAGACACAACCUCUCUUCCCUUGAAGACGGCAUCUGAGAAAUUCAUCAAGCUCAGAGAAGCCUACAAUGUGCUAAGCCGCGAAGAGAGCCGCAAGUUCUAUGAUUGGGCUUUGGCUCAGGAAGCAGAGAGCAAAAGAGCUGCACUGAAGCUUGAAGACCCUUACCAGCAAGAUGUUCAAAAUGCAGAGUCCAUUCCUGACAUGGUCGACCGUCUCAGUGGUAAGAACAUGCAGCUAAGUGAUCAGGCCAUGACUGCCUUAACUUUUGACAUUGCUAUUAUUAUCUUCUGCAUUUGCUGCAUUGUCUAUGUAGUCUUCUUCAAAGAACCUUAUUGAAGUUGUUUUUUUUUUCCUUGACUAAAUCUUAAAUUUUAAUGGUAGUUUUAUGAAGA
Molecule: messenger RNA, 647 nt
Organism: Dendrobium catenatum
Lineage: Eukaryota; Viridiplantae; Streptophyta; Magnoliopsida; Asparagales; Orchidaceae
Product: NAD(P)H-quinone oxidoreductase subunit T, chloroplastic
Source: RefSeq, a predicted model, not a curated record